Saccharomyces mikatae IFO 1815 is the source of this 693-nucleotide messenger RNA. RefSeq names its product phosphoglycerate mutase. The record is from RefSeq and is a predicted model, not a curated record. Lineage: Eukaryota; Fungi; Ascomycota; Saccharomycetes; Saccharomycetales; Saccharomycetaceae. Gene Ontology annotation, molecular function: fructose-2,6-bisphosphate 2-phosphatase activity. The coding region runs from base 1 to 693 and encodes 230 amino acids. Gene Ontology annotation, biological process: negative regulation of glycolytic process; fructose 2,6-bisphosphate metabolic process; positive regulation of DNA repair. The transcript has a single exon. Gene Ontology annotation, cellular component: cytosol.
AUGACUAAAGAUAUACCUUAUUAUUGCGAUAAUGAUGAUAACAAUAUCAUCAGAUUAUUCAUUAUUAGACAUGGACAAACGGAACAUAAUGUGAAGAAAAUUUUACAAGGUCACAAAGAUACCUCGAUUAAUCCUACGGGGGAAGAACAAGCCACUAAAUUGGGACAUUAUUUAAGUUCAAGAGGUAUUCAUUUCAAUAAGGUUGUCAGUAGUGAUUUAAAAAGGUGUGAGCAAACUACGUCUUUAGUUUUAAAACAUUCCAAGCAAGAAAAUGUGCCUACAACCUAUACUUUUGGUUUAAGGGAGCGUUAUAUGGGUGUCAUUGAAGGUAUGCAAAUCACUGAAGCCGAAAAGUAUGCUGAUAAACACGGUGAGGGCUCUUUCAGAAAUUUUGGUGAGAAAGCCGACGAUUUCAUUACUAGGUUAACUGGAUGUAUUGAGGAGCAGGUCGCUGAAGCAUCUAACGAAGAUGUGAAGAAUCUAGCGCUAGUAAGUCAUGGGGGUGCAAUCAGAAUGAUUUUGCAAUGGUUGAAAUAUGAGAACCAUCAUGCUAAUAAGAUUAUCGUUUUUAAUACAUCUGUCACUAUCGUUGACUACGUCAAAGAUUCUAAACAGUUUAUCGUGAGACGUGUCGGAAAUACUCAACAUCUUGGUGAUGGGGAAUUUGUCGUCAGUGAUUUGAGAUUACGUUAG